This is a messenger RNA of Aspergillus homomorphus CBS 101889, 1324 nucleotides long. Its product is annotated as GFA family protein. NCBI's taxonomy places the organism in Eukaryota, Fungi, Ascomycota, Eurotiomycetes, Eurotiales, Aspergillaceae. Gene Ontology annotation, molecular function: carbon-sulfur lyase activity. The coding region runs from base 495 to 1202 and encodes 235 amino acids. The record is from RefSeq and is a predicted model, not a curated record. The transcript is spliced from 2 exons.
UGACAUUGUUCCGACCUGACCCUCAUCCCUUAGCGGGCCUUAGACGUGAGCACAUUUCUGCAGGUUAGGCAGGUUAGCUCACUAUUCACCGACCACUAGAUCUGCAGUGUCUCGUUUCUCUCUCCCUGAAUGGUGAUUUCAUAUCUCUUUCUAAAAGGAAACCAAAAACAUAUUCGUACCUUGUACAGCACGUUCCCCUGGGUUCAUGUUCGUGAAGGGUCUCUCUUUCUGCGUCGAGAUAUGCUCAUAACAUUACUAUCUUUCAUGCUUUCAUCCCUUCUCUUUUGUCUGACUAGUCUGACAGUGACAGCUGGGGAACCGACUACCCUGCGCAAAUUGGAUCAACGUACAAUCAAAGGGUCUGGAGCUGCUAUAGGAUUGAUACGGACCGAAUCCCAGCGAAGCCGGCAAAUUAGUAGGAUUCAGUUAUGAUGCAGCAUGCCAUCCCGUGCCUGUGCGGAAAUGUCGCAUAGGAGGUCAGCCUGGAGCCGUCGAUGGAUCUUUCCACUCCCAAUCUAUACCACUGUACUGCCUGUCGCACGACUAUAGGAAUGCUAUGCUCUACAUACUACCCUCUACAGACUAGGCCACAGAACCUAGACAACUUACGCGAGUACCAGCAAUUUGAGUAUAUAGUCCGCUAUUUCUGUAACACCUGUGACGCCUACGCCUUGGCAUGUUCGAGGCCCUCAGAACGAUAUUUCGUGGCAUCCGGAUUGCUGGUGGAUAAUGGAAAUACACAUCGGACUCGAUUGCUGCGGCAUUGGCGAACAUCUGAAACGCGCGAUGGUGGUCUGACUUCUUUCCUCACCGGGGAGCAACAUCUUCCAUGGCCUGACCUACUUGUUCCGUAUUAUACUCAUUCAUCAGAGAACACUACCGAUGUGAAGUGGUGGCUGCGGGAGGCGAAUAUCAAGUAUUUAACUGGGACUUGCGCCUGUCCGUCCUGUCGUCUAGCCAGUGGAUGUCCCAUUCAACCAUGGGCAUUCAUCCCCAAAGCUAAUCUAUUCGACGCCUGUAAAGCACCGCUCGCAUUCGGUGCAGGCACCAUGCAGCGGUACGAAAGCAGUCCGGGCGUUUAUCGGGAAUUUUGCAAGCAUUGUGGCGCUUCGGUCUUUUGGAGUAGCGAUCAGAGACCCUUAUUGAUAGAUGUCAGUGUCGGGCUGCUUCGUUCACCUGAAGAAUCGCGAGCGAGCCAAUGACUAGAUUGGGAGACCUCGAGAGUUAGCUUUGCGAAGAUGGCCUUGGAUAAGACUUUGAUUGAUCGACUACAGACAGGGCUUAAAGAAUGCGCGAUUGAAGGUCCCUAGUUAGCUAGUCUUUG